Molecule: messenger RNA, 1491 nt
Organism: Pelagomonas calceolata
Lineage: Eukaryota; Pelagophyceae; Pelagomonadales; Pelagomonadaceae
Source: the annotation of a GenBank genome assembly
AUUGCAACACGGCUGCACAGCAAUCAAUGCAGGCUGCGUGAUGCAGCGAAACACGCUGCUUAUCCUUGCACUCCUGCUGCCCGUCGGUUUCGCCGUGAGCGAUGCACCACCGAGCCCUGCAGCAGCUUCAAACGCUGCCAGCGGCGACGCCGCGGCGGCGGCCGCACCCGUCGUCGCAGCGACCAAUGCGUCGCAGCCGCCCGACGCCGCCAACGCGACGGCGACGAACGCCAACGCGACGGCGACGAACGCCACCGCGGGCCGCCUCCACGGCCUCCGGGACCGUUUCGCGGCCUUGAGUGCGCCAAACAUCUCCCUGCGGCCCUCGCUGCGCCCCGUGCGCAAGAAGCUCGCCAACCUGACGGGCCUGCACGGCUUCGUCUCGAACAAGAAUAAUGGAUCCGCGGCGAACCGCAUCAAAACGAUCUUCGCCUCAGCACCAGUCAACGUGACAGUCAACACGACGAACGCCACAAUCCAACAACCUCUGGCGCCGCCCUGCGCGACCGUCGCCUGCGUCACCUGGAACCUGGCCGCGACGAGCCCCAGUUCGAAGGAUGCGAAAUUCUUAGAAAAAUUGAGACGGCACGACCUCGUCUGCAUUUGUGUGCAAGAGCUCGAGGACCUGAAGCCUCGAAGGCAGCCGGGCCACCGGGCCGAGGCCUGGACGGCGUUACUCGCCGAGAAGUUCCCCGCGAAAACUCAUACUGUGGUUGCGGACCAGUCAGCAGGACCCGUCCGACUGACGAUCCUCCAGAGGAAGCGGUCGAAACUUAUCAAAGUAGAAGCUUGUACGUGCGGAGACGUGGCCUGCGGCAUCGGGAACGUGUUGAGAAAUAAAGGUUGCGCGGCCGCGUUUUUGGAUCUGAAAGUGCGGUAUGACAAGACGUCGGGCAGUGCCAAACUGUUAGUGAUCAGUGCGCACUUAGCCGCCCAUGCGCACAAAGCGAACGAUAGGGAUGCGGAUUUUCACAGAAUAUGUAGAGAGCUACUCCCGCAGAUGCCUUCGCAGUGGGGUUCGCACGAUCUGUUGGAUUGUGUGGACUGUUGUCUCUUCGCCGGCGACCUGAACUACCGCUUGGACUUACCGAGGGCCGAGGCUGAAAGGGGCGCUUUGAGUGGUGACUUUGCGUCUCUGCUCGACUAUGACCAACUAGUCCGGAGGAAGGCCCAGGGUUCGGCCUUCGCCGACUUUUUUGAAGGUGAAAUACGGUUCGCGCCGACGUUCAAGUUCGACCAGCGUUCAUCGACCUACGACUCGUCGAAGAAGAUGCGCGUGCCGUCGUGGACGGACCGGGUCCUGUACAUCCCGCGGUCCUCUCGCAAAAAGUCGCCCGAACUCACGCUGGCGUCCUACGACUCGGUGGACACGCGGUCGUCGGACCAUCGACCGGUCGUGGCGACGUUCGCGCUGCGGCCUAGGGUGUCGGCGCCGGCGCCGCUCGUCGCGCGUAAGAGAUAGAGCGUUUUACGCGGGGGAGAGGGAGCGUC